Messenger RNA from Zingiber officinale, 1940 nucleotides. RefSeq names its product pentatricopeptide repeat-containing protein At2g01390-like. The transcript is spliced from 2 exons. Gene Ontology annotation, molecular function: protein binding. The record is from RefSeq and is a predicted model, not a curated record. NCBI's taxonomy places the organism in Eukaryota, Viridiplantae, Streptophyta, Magnoliopsida, Zingiberales, Zingiberaceae. The coding region runs from base 108 to 1766 and encodes 552 amino acids.
UGAUUUCCUCGGGGCGGUCUAGUGCUAGACUUGAUCCGACAACCCGAUGCUAUCUAUGUUCUGAUGAGCAUCCUCUUAAACCCCUUCCGCUGCUCUGCUUCGGCCCGAUGAUGCCGCCGCAGGCUCCCCGUGGCCGUGCUCUCUCCACGCUCCUCACCCGUCGCCUCAACAAGAAGUUUCGAUCUGCUCCCGCGAAACCCGCGCCGCCGAAUCCCCCGGUGGCUGUGUUCGUCCACAAGAUUUCCACCAUCCUCCGCUCCUCGCCUUGGCACUCCGCAUCCGCCGAGCUCCGCGAAUUCCCCAUACGAUGGGACUCCUUCACCGUCAAUCGCGUCCUCAAGACCCACCCACCCAUGGAGAAAGCCUGGCUCUUCUUCCACUGGGCCGCCCGCCUUCCGGGUUUCAAGCACGACCGGUUCACCUACACUACCAUGCUCGACAUCUUCGGCGAGGCAGGGCGGAUAUCCUCCAUGUGGCACGUAUUCCGGGAGAUGCAGGACAAGGGAGUGGUCCCGGACGCAGCUACCUACACCUCCGUCAUGCAUUGGCUCGCCAAAUCCGGCGAUCUGGAAGGAGCUGUGCGCUCGUGGGAGGAGAUGAGGGCGACGGGGUGUCGCCCGACGCUGGUGUCCUAUACUGCGUUCAUGAAGAUAUUGUUUGACCAUGGGAGGUCCGAUGAGGCGGCCGGCGUCUAUAGGGAGAUGUUGGAGAUUGGGCUCUCUCCUAAUUGCCACACCUAUACAGUGCUCAUGGAGCACCUGGCAGGAGUUGGUAAAUUUAAGGCUGUCCUUGAGAUAAUGAGUGAAAUGCAAGAGGCAGGAAUUGUACCUGAUAAAGCUGCAUGCAAUAUUCUCAUUCAGAAGUGUGCCAAAGCUGGAGAAACACUGGUAAUGAGACAAAUUCUCCAGCAAAUGAAGCAACACUCAAUAGUUCUUCGCCAUGCGGUAUUUAUGGAAGCACUAGAAGCUUUGAGACUGAAAAAUCAAUGUGAUCAUCUUCUUCGAGAAGUGAACCCUCAUCUUUCGUUUGAAGGCUGUGAAGAGGACUUAGACAAUCAAAGAACUCUUUCUGAUACAAAUUAUUUGGUCGAUAGGUCCAUAAUAAUUAAUCUUUUAGCAAACCAGAACUUUAUUGCUAUAGAGCACAUGCUCCAUGGGAUGAUUAGCAAGCAUAUAGAAUUUGACACUGAGCUCAUAUCUACUAUCAUUCAAGUCAGUUGUGCAUGUUACAAGCCCUCUUGUGCACUAGUAGCAUUCAGACACUGUUUGCAAAUUGGGACAGUUCUCAAUAGAGCUGCCUACAUCUCUCUUCUUGGCUUCUUCACCAGGGAGAAUGCAUUUCAGAUGGUCUUGGAGAUUGUUCAUGAAAUGGCCAAAACUGGCAUUAACUUUGGAACAUAUCUUGUUUAUCUCUUGAUAUAUAGGCUUGGCUGUGCAGGGCUCUGUAGUUAUGCGGAAAAUAUCUUUUAUUCUUUGCCAAUGGAGCAGAACAUUAUUACCUGUACAGCUCUUAUGGAUGCUUUUUUUCAAGCUGGUGAAACUGAGAAAGCUCUUGAUCUCUACUCAAAAUUAAGAACACAAAACCUUCCUAUCUCAUCUGGCACAUAUGAGGUGAUGAUACUUGGUCUACAAAGGUGCGGCAGAUUUGCUGAUGCAGAAGUUUGUAGGAAAGAGAAGAAGAAAAUUCGAGGGAAUAAAUAUUAUCAAGAUAAAAUAUCACUGGAUGAAAUUUUCUGUAAUUUCCUUUUUGAAGGGACUCCCAGUUAGGCAGCAUUUGAAUUACUGAGAAUAACUUGAGAAAUUGAAGUCUUGAGCAUUUUGUUGCUGCUAUUGCUACUGACUAGAAGAUAUCUCCUAAGAUCCAUUAGGAAAGCACUCGGAACUGGAUCAUGUAGCAACUGGAUACUAUAAGGUUUCAUAAACUGACAGAAACUCAAGAAG